Molecule: messenger RNA, 261 nt
Organism: Centruroides sculpturatus (bark scorpion)
Lineage: Eukaryota; Metazoa; Arthropoda; Arachnida; Scorpiones; Buthidae
Product: peptide II.10.10
Exons: 3
Coding region: 38-217 (59 amino acids)
Source: RefSeq, a predicted model, not a curated record
GGUAACUGUAAGUACUUUAACCAGAAAUCGAAUUGCCAUGAUCUCCACUAGAAUAUUUCUAGUUAUACUUGUAAUGACUGUGAUUAAUACUUUCGUUUCCGAAAUGACAGUGGAUGCCAUUAGACGCUACUGCGAUCCUCGGGUCUGUGAUAGAGAAUGUCUUGAAAAAGGAAAAUAUUUUGGACGCUGCUUUGAGGAUAUCUGCAAAUGUACCUAAUGAAAAUGAUAAAACAAAAUAAAUAUAGCAUUGUAUGAAAAUAA